AUGCAUAUCGAAUCUAUUCCGAUGUGGACCGGGUCGGGCAACAAUUAUGCCUACCUGAUAUCCGACGAGCCGUCAAAGGAAACAAUGGUGGUGGACCCCGCAAAUCCUCCGGAAGCCAUCCCGGUUCUGAAAUCCCAUAUCGAUAGCGGUAAAAUUAACCUCAAAGCGAUCAUAAACACUCAUCAUCACUACGACCAUGCCGGUGGAAAUGAUAGGAUCCUCAAAGAAUUCGGAAAGUUACCUAUCAUAGGGGGAAAAGAUUGUCAGUCCGUCACCAAAACUCCUAAACACGGAGAGACAUUCAAAAUCGGGGAGCGUAUUAAGGUAACUGCUCUGCAUACGCCAUGCCAUACCCAGGAUAGCAUCUGCUAUUUCGCGGAGGAUGGGGAUCAGCGUGUCGUAUUUACGGGGGAUACGCUUUUCAUUGGAGGAUGCGGCCGAUUCUUCGAAGGAACUGCUCAACAGAUGCAUAUCGCGCUCAAUGAAACACUUGCUAAUCUUCCAGAUGAUACUAAGAUCUAUCCCGGCCACGAAUAUACAAAACAGAAUGUGAAAUUCUGCAUUUCAGUAUCUCGGACAGAGCCAAUCAGACAGCUAGAAAAGUUUGCGGAGGAGAAUAAGGAGACCCAGGGCAAAUUUACUAUGGGUGAGGAGAAGCUACAUAACGUGUUCAUGAGGGUCAAUGACCCCGAAAUCCAAAAGGCGACGCAGAAGACGGAUCCUGUUGAUGUGAUGCAUACCCUGCGGGAGAUGAAAAACAAUAUGUAA
This is a messenger RNA of Paracoccidioides lutzii Pb01, 768 nucleotides long. Its product is annotated as hydroxyacylglutathione hydrolase. The record is from RefSeq and is a predicted model, not a curated record. The transcript is spliced from 9 exons. The coding region runs from base 1 to 768 and encodes 255 amino acids. Gene Ontology annotation, molecular function: hydroxyacylglutathione hydrolase activity.